Mugil cephalus (flathead mullet) is the source of this 3223-nucleotide messenger RNA. It is a transcript of the gene ints8, whose product is annotated as integrator complex subunit 8. Bases 156 to 3143 code for a protein of 995 amino acids. Gene Ontology annotation, molecular function: protein binding. The record is from RefSeq and is a predicted model, not a curated record. Gene Ontology annotation, cellular component: integrator complex. NCBI's taxonomy places the organism in Eukaryota, Metazoa, Chordata, Actinopteri, Mugiliformes, Mugilidae. Gene Ontology annotation, biological process: snRNA 3'-end processing. The transcript has 28 exons.
GAACCGGAAGUGCCGGAAGAGCGAUGGCAAAGCGCAGAAUGAAUUAUGUGAGAACCAGUCCCUGUAGCUGUUCCAGCUCCUUAUUUUGAGAUUUUAGUACACUUUUAGGCCUUUUAUACUCUGCUUUUUUAUCAUUGUCUCACAUUAAGGGGAGGAUGAGUGCUGAAGCAGCAGACCGGGUGGCCGCUGUGGCCACCAGUCGGCCCAGCACACCUCUCCAGACAUCCUGGUUUGAGUUCCUCCUGGACGACAGCCUGCUGGAGAAACACCUGCAGAAAUCCAACCCAGACCCGAUGCCAGCUCAGCUGAUCAUCCAGUUCCUGGAGCAGGCGUCCAAGCCGUCGGUGAACGAGCAGAAUCAGGUGCAGCCUCCUGCAGACAACCGCAGGAACCGCACUCUGAAGCUGCUGGCGCUGAAAGUAGCCGCACACAUGAAGUGGGAUCUGGAUUUACUGGAGAAAGGUUUGACCAUUCCUGUUUUGAACAUGUUACUGAACGAGCUCCUGUGUGUGAGCAAAGUGCCGCCCGGGGUGAAACAUGUGGACCUGGAGCUCUCCACUCUGCCCCCGACCACCGCCAUGGCUGUGAUCAUCUACAACCGCUGGGCCAUCCGGACCAUCGUGCUGAGCAGCUUUCCAGAGAAACAGACCAAACCAGGGCCUCACCAGAUGAACAUGUUAAAUAUUGUGCAGCAGGAGAAGGAAAUGACUGAAAACAUCCUCACUGUGCUGAAAGAGCAAGCGGUCGACUCCAUCAGCGUCCUGGAAGGAGCUCUGCGGCUGAAGAAAGACUUCUACGUUCACACCAUGAGGACUCUGGACCUGCUGGCUGCCGACGCCGCCACCAACGGAGAGACGGAGUCCUCGACCGCAGGGUUUCGCAUCAGCGCUGAUCAGCUGCACUGUCAGGUGCAUUAUGAUUUGGGAGGUAUUUUCUUCCAGCAAGGCUGCACAGACCAACCAGCCUUUGAGAAAGCUCGAGAUCACUUCAGACAGACGAAGGAGCUGUUACAGAAGCUGGACUCGACCGUCCACGUUCACCUGGACGAGAGGCGUCUGGCCGGCUACUGGAACGCCUGCAAAGCUCUGACCGGAGACUGUGACCCGUCCGACCCCCAGACCUCCCCCUACGACCAGAUCAACAGCCUGAUCCGAGUGCACAACCACCAGGCCGUCAUUGAAGCCUUCAUCAGAGACAACGUAUCCCGCAGUUUACCAAACCACUUCAGACGCUCUGUUCUCAGGGAGUUCUUGUACAAAGUCCAACAAGGGGAGUCCGGUCUGGAUGAGGUUUGUCACAAGCUGUGUAUCUGCAACGCCGUCCGGGACGCUCUGGAGGGAGAAGUCCUCAGCGUUCGCUUCCUGCAGCUCCUCCUCAAACCCGACAAACCAAUGGUGGACUUCAUUUUAGAGGUGUGCACGCGUUCGAUGGAAAAGGACCGACCGUCGGAGACGUCCAGAAGAAACAUGGCCUCUUUCAUGAAGACUCUGUGUGAAAGCUUGGAGGAGCUGCCUCUGGUGUUCGUGGUGUCGUCCCACAAGCUCUUCAUGGAGCUGCUGAAGGAGGAGGAGAGGAAGGUCCUGGUGGAGCAGAUGAGGAAGAGGUCGGCCACCAUCAACCUCAGCGCCAAACCUCUGCCUUCCUUCUACGACAUCCCAGCUUCUGCCAGCGUGAACAUCGGGCAGCUGGAGCAGCAGCUCAUCCUUUCACUGGAGCCGCGCAGGAUCAGACAGAUCCUCAUCGAGCUGCACGGCAUGGCCGAGCGACCCUUCUGGAGGGUCAACAGCAAGUGGGAGGUUCCUCCAGACUACAUCAACGUCAUCCUCAGCAUUAAAGACAACCUGACCAAGGACCUGGUGUACAUCCUCAUGGCUAAAGGGCUCCACUGUAUAUCAAUAAAGGACUUCGCCCACGCGCGGCAGCUUUUCUCCGCCUGCCUGGAGCUCGUCACCGAGUUUUCCCCCAAGCUGAGGCAGGUGAUGCUGAACGAGAUGCUGCUGCUGGAGGUCCGCGCGCACGAGACGAUGGCGGCCGAGGGCAGCAAGGAGCGGCCGCCCCCCGACCUGGUCAGCAGGGUCAGAGGUUACCUCGAGAUGAGGAUUCACGAUGUGCCUCUGCGUCAGGUGGUGGGAGAAGAGUGCGUCGCCUUCAUGUUGAACUGGAGGGAGAACGACUACCUGACUCUGCAGGUUCCACCUUCUCUGGUCAUGAACAACCCGUACAUCAAGCUCGGACAGCUCCUGGCCUCCACCUGCAAAGAGCUCCCCGGUCCCAAAGAGAGCCGGCGCACGGCCAAGGAGCUGUGGGACGUGGUGGUCCAGAUCUGCAGCGUCUCCAUCCAACACAAGAGGACCAGCGACGGCCGCGUGGGUCUCAUCAAGCAGAGGGAGUCCUCCAUGGGCAUCCUGUACCGGAGCAAAUUCAUCACGUUCGUCAAGAAGAUCAGAGAGCCGCUGGUGCUGACGACUCUGAUCUCGCUGUUCGUGAGGCUCCACAGCAUCGUGCGGGACGACAUUGUGAAUGAAGUGACAGCAGAACAUCUCUCCAUCUGGCCGUCUUCGCUCCCUAACAUUCAGGGGGUGGAUGUGGAAGCUGUGGCUGUGACCGUCAAAGAGCUGGUUUCCUACGCUCUGACUCUGAACCCCAACAACCAGUCGUGGCUCAUCACACAGGCAGACAUCUACUUUGUGACCAAUCAGUACUCUGCUGCCCUGAACCUUUACCUCCAGGCUGGGGCCGUGUGCUCGGACUUCUUCACCAAAGCUGUUCCCCCAGACGUCUACACGGACCAGGUUCUGAAGAGGAUGAUCAAGUGCUGCUCAAUGAUGAACUGCCACACGCAGGUCGCUGUUCUUUGCCAGUUCCUGAGAGAAGUCGACUACAUGACGGCUUUCAAGGCCCUUCAGGAGCAGAACAGUCACGACGCCAUGGACUCGUUCUACGACUACAUCUGGGACGUCACCAUCCUGGAAUAUCUCACUCAUAUUCAUCACAAACGGGGAGAGACCGAGAAGAGACAAAUAGCGAUAAAAGCGAUCGGACAGGCGGAGCUGAACACCAGUAACCCGGAGGAAGUCCUGCUGCUGGCCGCACAGAAGAGAAAGAAGAGAUUCCUGCAGGCGAUGGCCAAACUGUACUUCUAAGACACGUGGAGCGAUGUCGGACUUUGUGGGAUAUGUAUAUUUUUAUUUUGUGCUAGAAAAUAAAUGUUUUUACACUUGGA